AUGAGCAGGGGAAGCAGAGUGGGGCGGGGGGAGGAGAAUGAGCAGGGGAAGCAGAGUGGGGCGGGGGAGGAAUCAGCAGGGCGAUGGGAGGGGGAAGAGAGGGGGAUGGGAGGGGGAAGCGAGGGGGAUGGGAGAGGGAAGCGAGGGCGACGGGAGGGGGAAGCGAACGCGAUGGGAGGGGGAAGCGAGGGAGAUGGGAGGGGGAAGCGACGGCGAUGGGAGGGGGAAGCCUUGGCGACGGGAGGGGGAAGCGAGGGCGACAGGAAGGGGAAGCGAGGGCGAUGGGAUGGGGACGGGAGGGGGACGGGAGGGGGAUGGGAGGGGGAUGGGAGGGGGAUGGGAGGGGGACGGGACGGGGAUGGGAGGGAGAUGGGAGGGGGAUGGGAGGGAGAUGGGAAGGGGAUGGGAGCGCAAGGGGAGGGAGAUAAGAGCGCGAUGGGAGGGAGGGGGAUCGGGGGGGAUGGGAGGGAGAUGGGAGCGCAAGGGGAGGGGGACGCGAGGGAGAUGGGAGGGGGACGGGACGGGGAUGGAAGGGCGACGGGGGGGAAAGCGAGGGCGACGGGAGGGGGAAGCGAGGGCGACGGGAGGGGGAAGCGAGGGCGACGGGAGUGGGAAACGAGGUCGACAACUCUCUACUUUCUCAUCCCGUGCCGCUCAUUAUCUCCGUGCUUCACACUCGCAUCGUUCGCGCCACAUUCCCUCCCUCGGUCCUCGGAUUCUUCACGAUUCUGGCGGCACCCCGUCGCUCUCCCUCCCAUUCCCGUAUCCUCUCCCUCACUUUCCGCCGUCACCUCUCCCUCCCACUCCGCCAUCGCCUCUCUCUCCCACCUCACAAUCACUCCGUUCCACCCCGCCAUCUCCUCUCCCUCCUCCCCGCCGUCGCCUCUCCCUCCUCCCCGCCGUCGCCUCUCCCUCCUCCCCGCCGUCGCCUCUCCCUCCUCCCCGCCGUCGCCUCUCCCUCCUCCCCGCCGUCGCCUCUCCCUCCUCCCCGCCGUCGCCUCUCCCUCCUCCCCGCCGUCGCCUCUCCCUCCUCCCCGCCGUCGCCUCUCCCUCCUCCCCGCCGUCGCCUCUCCUCCUCCCCGUCGUCGCUUUCCCUCCUCCCCGCCGUCGCCUCUCCCUCCUCCCCGCCGUCGCCUCUCCCUCCUCCCCGCCGUCGCCUCUCCCUCCUCCCUGUCGUCGCCUCUCCCUCCUCCCUUCCGUCGCCUCUGGCGACAGGUGCACGAGCGCAAGCGCGAGUUGGUGCGCGAGGGCGGGUCGAUGCGCGAGCUCGGAAGGGUGCGCGAGCGCUGUUUGGUGCGCGAGCGCGGGUUGGUGCGCCAGCGAGGGUUGUUUCUGAGGCAUUCUGAUUAUUAG
This is a messenger RNA of Closterium sp. Yama58-4, 1353 nucleotides long. The record is from the annotation of a GenBank genome assembly. NCBI's taxonomy places the organism in Eukaryota, Viridiplantae, Streptophyta, Zygnematophyceae, Desmidiales, Closteriaceae.